Messenger RNA from Penicillium canariense, 546 nucleotides. RefSeq lists its product as uncharacterized. The record is from RefSeq and is a predicted model, not a curated record. NCBI's taxonomy places the organism in Eukaryota, Fungi, Ascomycota, Eurotiomycetes, Eurotiales, Aspergillaceae. Bases 1 to 546 code for a protein of 181 amino acids. The transcript has a single exon.
AUGUCAUCGACAUUCGGCCCGGACCGGCUCCGAUAUGCGAUCAUCCCGACUGACCGGGUAUUUGAGGAAAAUCAAGUGGCUGCCCGAAUGGAAACCCGACGGGGAGACCAUCUAGCCACCGCGGAACAGGCCCCAAAUCAAGUCCACGUAUGUCCCGUGGCUGCGACUUCACUCGGACAGAUGUCGAGAAGGAAACGCGUGAUUCUGGAACCUGCCCAACGUCCUUGGGAGUCAUCAGUCGCGGAAAUCCUGGUGGGCCGGGGAUUGGUGGGGGGAGGGGAGGGGGGGAGGAGCAUUAUGAGUCCGAUGAUCGGUGUCGAUAGGGAUUCCCCGUCCUUUAAGCCCCAUCUGCCUGCUGCUGCUGCCAGUCAGACGAGCUACGCCACCGACCACCACGAUGCAGCACGCAGCACAGCCGCCUGCGCGGCAAAGAGCCACGCGGCCGAGUUGGACCGCAUCCGGCGUCUUGGAUCUACCGCAGACCACUCGCUUCAAGGCAGCCUGCGGUGUUGCAUGGCAGUCCUGCAGCCGUCACGGUACGACUGA